AUGCUCGUGACUUACUAUCUCUUUAUCUUGUUCCUACUAAUCCCGAGUUGUGAUGGUAAAUCCGUGAACAUGGGAGAGGUGGUUCUGAAAUACUACAAAGAUUGCCUGCACAAAUACGUGUCCAAGUAUUUUACCGGUAUCGCCGUCUUCACGUUGGAAGAGGAUGGCGGUUACUAUGAGUAUAACGUGAAUUUGACGGAGGAGACAGUUAGUAAGAAGAGGUAGGUUUUUUUUCAGUUUUUGGAAGAAACUUUGUUUACAAAAACUAUUUUUCAGGUUUUUAGAGAAAAUUUGUUUUGUAAAGAAAGUUCAUGCCAUCGUGUUUUGUAAAGAAAGUUCCUGCCAUUUUAUGUUUUGUAAAGAAAGUUCUUGCCAUUGUAUGUUUUGUAAAGAAAGUUCUUGACGUUAUAUGUUGUGUAAAGAAUUUUCUUGUUAUAUAAUGGUUUUUAAAGAAAGUUCUUGCUAUUUUAUGUUUUGUAAAGAAAGUUCUUUCCAUUUUAUGUUUUGUAAAGAAAGUUCUUGCCAUUUUAUAAUUUGUAAAGAAAGUUCUUGUCAUUUUAUAUAUUGUAAAGAAAGUUCUUGCCAUUUUAUGACUUGUAAAGAAAGUUCUUGUUGUUUUUCGCUUUGUAAUGUAAGUUCUUGCUAUUUUCAGAAAAGGAAGUUACAACAUCAAAGGCCAUGCCUUGUUUUUCAUAGUGGCAGACGCGAGUUUGAGUAGGAAAAUCUUGGCAAAAACUUCAGGGUAGGUUUAUUUUAUUGUUCUUAUCAAAUGCAAUGAUAAUAAUGACAGCAUUAGCCGGCCCUAAGUCAGUGGAACUCCUGUACAACGAAUUGCUCGAGGUUUUAAAAUUUGGUCGUUAUAAAGGAGUUUUGUUGUACAGGAUUUUUAAAUUCAUUGUGGAGUGGCUGGACAAGUAAAGUAUUUUGUUGCAGGAAAUAAGCUGGGCCUCUAUAGCCUUGGUUUGGGGCCGGCUGUUAAGCUUGCACAUUCCGGCCUCGUUUCAAAAUUGUUUCGGCCUAGGGUUUGGGUCCGGGCCUAUUGACCUUCUUUUCAGGUUAGCUAGGUCGUCUAGUUAUUCGAUUUUUUUAAUCUGGCCCGUGGAGUCUUGUUUUUAGGCUUGACGCUCAAGGCUAAACAUAGGGAUCGGGACGGGCCUGAGUGUUAGCCCCGGCUUGAUCUAAACCUUGCUUGGUCUGGCCCGGUCGAUUUUUUUACGUGCAACGGGCCGGGUUUUUUUUGAGCUGGGCCUUGAUUUUCAGGCUCGGUUCGACCUAAAUUUAGAUCAAGCCCGGCCCGUUCUCGAUGUUUAGUCAAGUCCAAAUGUGCGGGUCCGGCCCGGACCCUUUGAAAUUUUUUUUGGCCCGGGCCAGUUGAGCCGAGCCUUGCCAGGCCUAAUGGGUCUCCUGUCAAGUCUAGUUCCAAUGCACUUCUUUAUCAGUAAAUUUGCAGCAAUUUCUAUCCUUUGCCCUACAUUAACCAUGACUUUCAGCUCCCACUUCAUAGCCUAUAACACAGAAACAAUGGAAAAGCUGAAAGCCCCCAAGGAGCUGGCACCCGGCUACAUGAUAGUCCUGCACAAUCGUACCGAUUUUAUUGAUUUCGAAAAGAAAAAAGUGUAUCACCAUGAUUUCGAGAAUAAUGAGUUCACUACCACCAAAUUCAGGGGCAGUGUCGACUAUACCUACACACUGCGUCCUGACGACAACCUUCUUUACGCUUACAAGGAGGACAAGUGCUUCAAAGCCGAGUUUUUUAAUAAGGUUUGGAGUUUUAAAAAUGUUUUGAAUUUAAAAAAAAUUUUUUUUUUUUAAUUUUUGAUUUGAAGCCUAAAACAAUGUCGAGGAUUUCAGAAGGACCCGUACGCAAUGACAAAUAAGAAACCAUGCGGAAAGAAGUUUAAAAUCAUCAAGGACAAUAUCGCUUUCGACCUGGUAAGUUUAUGUUACUUUUUUUAAGUUUGUCAAGUUUUGAAACUGUUUAAAAAUUGUUUUAAAAAUUUGCCAAAUCUUAGUCUAAAUUUUUAAAAUUUUUAUAAAAUUUACUUUUUUAUGUUUUUAAAUGACAUUUUAAACCUAUAUUAAUCAAAAAUUUGCAAAAUUACUUCCAUAAUCGGCCAAAAAAGGUAAUUUAGACGAAAUGCCACAGGAGUUAUUGGAAAAAAGGGAACUGAACUGGACAGAGUUUUGUUUUUGAAGGAAAUGUGUCGCGAAAUUGAAUGUCUUUACGGGUUUUUCAUGUUAAUAUCAUUGUAAAAUUAAUCUUUUAUAUUUUUAGAACGUAAAAUUUAAACUUUCUUAAUUGAAUCGGCAUUUUUGAUUAAUUUGGGCAAGGGUAAUAUAAGUUUCGGGACAGCAUUUUUUCUUGAAGGAAAUCUGUCGCAAAAUUGAAUGCUUUUACGGGUUUUUGGUGUUAUAACGACAGUAAAGUUCAUGUUUUAUGUUUUAAAAAUAUAAAAUUUCUCUUUAUUAUUUGAAAACGGUUUUUUUUUAUCAAUUUGGAUAAGGAUAAUAUAAGUUUCGGAACAUCAUUUGGUUCUUGAAGGAAACGUGUCGCAUCUUUUUACUGGUUUUUGAUGUUAAUAUCGUUGUAAAAUUACCCUUUUAUAUUUUUAAAACAUAAAAUUGUAAAUUUCUUAAAUAAAAAUGACUUUUUUGAUUAAUUUUGGCAUGGAUAAGAUAAGUUUCGGGACAGCAUUUGAUUUUUGAAGGAAAUUUGUUGCUUUCCCGUUUUGAAACAACCAUUUUCAGAGUUUCUUGACGUACUUAACAAGGAGUUGUACUGAUUUGUGGUACAUUAGGCCACCAUAUGCGGUAACAUAUGUUUUGUUCAAAGGGAAACACCAGGAAGAGUAAGUAGUUUUUAUUGCUUUUGUUGAAUUUUUAGGUAACAAAGAGAAAAUCAAUGUUGGAAUUUAAUAAUCAGAAGAGAUUGUAUGUGAUUGUUAUGCUCUUUAAGGUUUUUUUUGAGUUUUGAGUGUUUUGUUACCUAAACUAUACGAAAAUAAUGAUAGGUAAAAUGGGUUUAGAUUUGACUUUUGUUGCUUUUUAAAGUUGAGUAUGUUUUGAAGAGGUAUGUUUAUAUUGUCUUAGCUUGAAAUUUGACUUUAAAAUAUUAUUUAUGGCUAAUUCUAAUGUUUUAGCUUCAAUUUACUGUUUUUCCCAUUUUUAUCACCAAAAAAUGAAAUAUUUUAAAGUGAAAACAAACAAAAAAUCGUAAAAAUCAUUUUAAAAUUGUUUUUAAUCUUUUUUUCUUAUACUAUUUGCCUGUUACCGGUCGUAAUAUCAUUGUUUUUAAGUAAAAAUUGAUGGGUAACAGUUUUAAAUUUUAAAAAAAAUUUAAGUUUUUAGGUAACAAAUUCGACUUUUUUGAAAUUAGGUUUUUUGAUUUUUGUUUUGUUUUAGGCUUGAUCACUUUGGACGGAACGUGACAUUUUAUUCUCUGCUAUUUGCCUUACUUAUACUGGCGAUUUUAUGUAUAGUUGGUAGUACAAUAUGCAUCUUGAAAUGGCGGGGACGAAACGUAAGAUUUUAUUUGUGUUAAUUUUUAGGUGAUUGACAAAUGAGAAACAGGCUGCGUGUGACAAAUUAUACGAUGUUCUGUUAACUUUAAAACAUUUUUUUGUAGUUUAAUGGUUUGUAAAGAAAUUUUUUGCGAUUUUUUGGUUUGGAAAGAAAGUUCUUGUCAUUUUAAGGUUUGUAAAGAAAUUUCUUGCCGAUUUGUUUUUUUGUAAGGAAAGUUUAUGACACUGUGUUUUGUAAAGAAAGUUCUUGCCAUUUUAUGUUUUGUAAAGAAAGUUCUUUCUAUUUUAUGAUUUGGAAAGAAAGUUGUUGUCAUUUUAUGGCCUGUAAAGAAAGUUUUUGCCAUUCUAUGUUUUGGGAACAGUUUUUGCAAUAUAAGGAAUACUUUUUUCAACUUCAGAAGGAAAAGGCGGACAAAGAGCGAACUGAGAAGAAGGAGAAGAGCACAGACACCGUGAGUAAGAAGAAGAAGAAAACAGUAAAGAAAGGAGCGACAAGAACCGACACCGACAAUCAAGAGAGUUCGUCAAUGCCGGCUUCCAAUGCUAAUGACGAUUCAAAUGUAUGCAAAUUUAAAAAAUUUAAAUUUUUCGAAUUUUGAGCAUUUAGGUAACAAUCAAAUCCGAAACUUGUUUUAGGUAACAAUUCAAGACCUACUGGAAAACGAGGUCCUAAGAUCCAACCUGUUCGCCUUAAAUGAGGUCGAGAAUCUGGAGGCCGAGAUCCCGAACAUACCAAUGACUGGCAAACCCCAACCCACCUCAGGAAUGUACACCCAGUUCAAGGAGGUCGGCGUGACAAUACCCGCAGGCACUUUCCAGGCAAUGUUCGGACAGUACGACUUUGUCAUGGGCGCAACACCCAGCACCUUAUUUUAUGAGUACGAGAGUUGUGGCAUGAACAGGAUCGAGGUAUGGUGAUUGGGUUUUGUUGGGUUGUGGUUUUAGGUAACAAAAAAGAUGUAUCUGAGCUAAAAAAUAGAAUUUUAGGUAACAAAAAGGUGAUUUGCAGCCAAAAAUUGUAUUUUAGGUAAAAAAAGAGGUCUUAAACUAAUAAAAAAAGAGAAAUUUUAGGUAAUAAAAAGGUGAUUUUUAGCUAAAAAAAUUGAAUUUUAGGUAACAUAGUCCUGAUUUUUAGGUAACAAAAAGAGAUUGAGGUUGCGAACAGGUGAUUUUUACAGCCAAAAAUUGUAUUUUAGGUAACAAUAAUGUGAUUUUUAGCAAAUUUAUUGAUGUUUAGGUAACGGUCGAUAAUUUUUUUAACAAUUGCUUUUCAGGCGAUGGCAGCAGUAAUGGUUGAGGCUGAAAGGAAGGGUAAAUACGAACGCAUACCGAAGCUUAAGGGUACGAAAAACGUGAAAGAAGGUAUCAAUGUUCGACUGCUCGUCACUGAUAGGGUAAGGGAUGAUUUUUAAACAUUUUUUGUAAAAAAGUUAUUUUUAAACAUAAGUUACAACUGGAAAUGCUAUUUAUAAUAAAUGAUUUUAGCUCGGCACAUCAAUAGAAGGCGACUGCAAGUCAGGAAAACUGGAAUUCGAAGAGAAAAUUGACAUUUUCUACCAAACCCUGCAAUGCCUCGAGGACUUACAAAUCGCUCACAUUGUUCAUCGCGACGUGAAGCCAGCAGCCUUCAGAUAUCAUCUGGACGGACCUAAAAUCUAUCUAACUUUGUUGGGACUGGCCCGAGUCAAACAGUACGAGAACCGAGAGCGGGUACCCUUCUUUGGCAACAUGACCUUCUGCUGUCCGAACGCUCAUUUGAAAAAGGAGCGAACGUUCGCGGACGACCUGAUAUCGUGGUUUUAUAUGGUGUGCUGGACAAUCGAUAAAAGGCUGUUGGGCUGGAUUGGAGUGGUUGAUGUAAGGAUAGGGUUGGUUUUUGGAAGGGCAUGGGCCGGGUAAUUUAUAUGAGUUUGGAAGACCCGGCUUACGUAGUAUAAUAUGUAAUUUUAAAGACAUAAUUUUAAUUCAUCACAAUUUUAGAAACGAUCGAUCUACCAAAACAAGGUCGACAUGUUCACCACGACCUUCUUCAAUCCACUGGUCGACAAAAUGGUCACCAAACCGAUUGAGAACAAAUUCCUGAAGGAACUUCAACUGGCCGUCGCACUACAAACCAAAGAAAUCUACGUCGAGUAUCCCAAGGUUUUUGCGGUCAUAGUAAGUUACAAAUCCGACGCAACAAAACCAUCCACCGGCGGCACGGCUACAACGGCAUAA
Bursaphelenchus okinawaensis is the source of this 5738-nucleotide messenger RNA. Lineage: Eukaryota; Metazoa; Nematoda; Chromadorea; Rhabditida; Aphelenchoididae. The record is from the annotation of a GenBank genome assembly.